This is a messenger RNA of Oikopleura dioica, 645 nucleotides long. Lineage: Eukaryota; Metazoa; Chordata; Appendicularia; Copelata; Oikopleuridae. The record is from the annotation of a GenBank genome assembly.
AUGGCGCCAGCCGAGACUAAGCCUCAGAGAUCUACACUAGGCUUUACGGUCUCAUCCCGACAAGCAGGUGUCAAAGUAGUUGGUCCACCUUCCACCGGCGCUUUCAAGAAGCGAGAAAGUCGACCCACCCAAUUCCGAAAGUUCUACGAGCGUGGCGAUUUUCCUGUUGCGCUUGAACACGAUACGAAGGGCAACCGAAUCGCCUGGAAGGUCGAGAUUGAAAAGCUCGACUAUCAUCACUACUUGCCACUCUUUUUGAUGGGCUUUGCGAGACAAAACAUCCCUAUGAGUUUUUCGCGAGACAAGGAAUCCACGAUAUGCUUGAACACGGUGAAUGCACUCAACACACGCGACCGAUCAGUGAUCUGUACCACGCUGAAGAUUCUGCAACACUUGGUUGUGGCUGGAGAUAUGGUUGGAGAAGCGCUCGUGCCUUACUAUCGCCAGAUCUUGCCCGUUUUAAAUUUAUUCAAGAACGCAAACGCGAACAGAGGAGAUGCGAUCGACUACUCUCAACAGAAGCGCGAAAACGUAGGGGACCUUAUCGAGGAGACCUUGGGCGCGUUCGAGCGUCACGGCGGACCCGAUGCCUUCAUCAACAUCAAGUACAUGGUGCCGACGUACGAAUCCUGCAUCCUCGCGUGA